Scheffersomyces stipitis CBS 6054 is the source of this 3876-nucleotide messenger RNA. RefSeq names its product Floculation protein FLO1 (gene FLO1). NCBI's taxonomy places the organism in Eukaryota, Fungi, Ascomycota, Pichiomycetes, Serinales, Debaryomycetaceae. Gene Ontology annotation, biological process: cell adhesion. The transcript has a single exon. Bases 1 to 3876 code for a protein of 1291 amino acids. The record is from RefSeq and is a predicted model, not a curated record.
AUGACAAUUCGGUCAAUUUACUUUUUGAUUUUUGGUUUUAUACUAAAUCUAGCACUUGGAGCAGAUCCUGGUGCUUGUGUUCCUGACAUAAGAACAUCAAGUCCGGGUUUCAGAGCUACUUUUUAUCCAUAUGAAAAUGCAUAUGUUGAUGGUGCUCCAAAUUAUAACCCUGAAGAUGCGUAUUUCCCAGAUGCAAAUAUAAAUUACUUGUUGACUGGUUACAGGAACACGCCAAUUCAGGGAGCUACAUCUGGUGUUACUGAGCCAGCUUUCUCGUAUGGCUACCCAACAGACCCUUACCUAAUUCAAUGGGAAGACUUGGCAUCCGACUAUGUUUAUGGUGUGUUCACCUCGGUUUCCAAUUUUACACUUGAGUUGACAGGAUAUUUCUUAGCUCCGGAAACUGGGGAAUUUGCAAUUGAAGUCACUGCUGAUAAUGGGGCAGUUGUUACAUUUGGAGCAGGGCAGGCGUUUGAAUGCUGCAACACCCAGAUUUUAUCUAAUGAUGGUGAAUUUACUUUAUUUUCUAAUGAAGAGUUCAAUGGAAGUUUACCCAAUAUUUUAUCUGAACCUCAAAGGCUUACAGCUGGCUUUUACUAUCCUAUUAGAAUUUCAUUCGUUAAUACGGCCGGUCCAGCCGCCUUGGAUUUGGUUAUUACGACGCCCAGCGGAAUAAGAAUUACCGAUUUCGACGAAACAAUUUUCAGCUUUUUAGAUGUGGGAAGUAAUUGCCCAUAUGUACCACCCACAGUCACCUUUACUACUCCAUGGACUGGAACCACAACGAGAACGAUUACUCAUACUCCAUCAUCUGACGGUGACACUAUCACAGUUGAGAUAGAUACUCCUGUUCCAACCACAACGUUCACAACUCCAUGGACUGGAACCACAACGAGGACUAUUACUCAUACUCCAUCAUCUGACGGUGACACUAUCACAGUUGAGAUAGAUACUCCUGUUCCAACCACAACGUUCACAACUCCUUGGACUGGAACCACAACGAGGACUAUUACUCAUACUCCAUCAUCUGACGGUGACACUAUCACAGUUGAAAUCGAUACUCCUGUUCCAACCACAACGUUCACAACUCCAUGGACUGGAACCACAACGAGAACAAUCACUCAUACUCCAUCAUCUGACGGUGACACUAUCACAGUUGAAAUCGAUACUCCUGUUCCAACCACAACGUUCACAACUCCAUGGACUGGAACCACAACGAGAACAAUCACUCAUACUCCAUCAUCUGACGGUGACACGAUCACAGUUGAGAUAGAUACUCCUGUUCCAACCACAACGUUCACAACUCCUUGGACUGGAACCACAACGAGAACGAUUACUCAUACUCCAUCAUCUGACGGUGACACGAUCACAGUUGAGAUAGAUACUCCUGUUCCAACCACAACGUUCACAACUCCAUGGACUGGAACCACAACGAGGACUAUUACUCAUACUCCAUCAUCUGACGGUGACACUAUCACAGUUGAAAUCGAUACCCCAACCUCAGGUCCUCCAACUACGACGUUUACAACUCCUUGGACUGGAACCACAACGAGAACGAUUACUCAUACUCCAUCAUCUGACGGUGACACUAUCACAGUUGAGAUAGAUACUCCUGUUCCAACCACAACGUUCACAACUCCAUGGACUGGAACCACAACGAGGACUAUUACUCAUACUCCAUCAUCUGACGGUGACACUAUCACAGUUGAGAUAGAUACUCCUGUUCCAACCACAACGUUCACAACUCCAUGGACUGGAACCACAACGAGGACUAUUACUCAUACUCCAUCAUCUGACGGUGACACUAUCACAGUUGAAAUCGAUACCCCAACCACAGGUCCUCCAACUACGACGUUUACAACUCCUUGGACUGGAACCACAACGAGAACGAUUACUCAUACUCCAUCAUCUGACGGUGACACUAUCACAGUUGAGAUAGAUACUCCUGUUCCAACCACAACGUUCACAACUCCAUGGACUGGAACCACAACGAGAACAAUCACUCAUACUCCAUCAUCUGACGGUGACACUAUCACAGUUGAGAUAGAUACUCCUGUUCCAACCACAACGUUCACAACUCCAUGGACUGGAACCACAACGAGGACUACUACUCAUACUCCAUCAUCUGACGGUGACACUAUCACAGUUGAGAUAGAUACUCCUGUUCCAACUACGACGUUUACAACUCCUUGGACUGGAACCACAACGAGAACGAUUACUCAUACUCCAUCAUCUGACGGUGACACUAUCACAGUUGAGAUAGAUACUCCUGUUCCAACCACAACGUUCACAACUCCAUGGACUGGAACCACAACGAGGACUAUUACUCAUAUUCCAUCAUCUGACGGUGACACUAUCACAGUUGAAAUCGAUACCCCAACCACAGGUCCUCCAACUACGACGUUUACAACUCCUUGGACUGGAACCACAACGAGAACAAUCACUCAUACUCCAUCAUCUGACGGUGACACUAUCACAGUUGAGAUAGAUACUCCUGUUCCAACUACGACGUUUACAACUCCUUGGACUGGAACCACAACGAGAACGAUUACUCAUACUCCAUCAUCUGACGGUGACACUAUCACAGUUGAGAUAGAUACUCCUGUUCCAACUACGACGUUUACAACUCCUUGGACUGGAACCACAACGAGAACGAUUACUCAUACUCCAUCUUCUGACGGUGACACUAUCACAGUUGAGAUCGAUACCCCAACCACAGGUCCUCCAACUACGACGUUUACAACUCCAUGGACUGGAACCACAACGAGAACGAUUACUCAUACUCCAUCAUCUGACGGUGACACUAUCACAGUUGAGAUAGAUACUCCUGUUCCAACCACAACGUUCACAACUCCUUGGACUGGAACCACAACGAGGACUAUUACUCAUACUCCAUCAUCUGACGGUGACACUAUCACAGUUGAAAUCGAUACCCCAACCACAGGUCCUCCAACUACGGCGUUUACAACUCCUUGGACUGGAACCACAACGAGAACGAUUACUCAUACUCCAUCAUCUGACGGUGACACUAUCACAGUUGAGAUAGAUACUCCUGUUCCAACCACAACGUUCACAUCUCCAUGGACUGGAACCACAACGAGAACAAUCACUCAUACUCCAUCAUCUGACGGUGACACCAUCACAGUUGAGAUAGAUACUCCUAUUUCUAUUGCCACAUUUGAGACUGUUCAAACAACUUUCAGCAAGUAUACCAGUUUUUGGAGCAAUUUCACUGAAGAGAUCACUUCUGAUAUUGGAAAAACAGUUAUUGAUAUUUCAACUACUGUGAUUACAAUAAAAUCGUGUGAGAAUGAUUAUUGCGAUCAGUUGGUAAGAACGACUGGGUAUCAAGUUGUUACAACAACCAUUGACGAAACCGUUACAGAGUUUACAACCUUCUGUGAUAUUCCUAGCACAACUGCUGAAGAUCAAAUAUUAUCUGCAGCAUCUGAUCUCGAAGGAUCAACUUCCUCUGAGGUAACCACAGUCUAUUUCAAAGAUGAUACGACCACGUAUUUAAUUUCUCAGACUGUAACUAAUACUGGCAUUUCCACGAUCACUACAUAUUCUUAUCAAGAAAAUGAAGAUUAUGUAUCUACAGGAACUUCUAAAGAUAUCGACCAAAAUGAAAUACUUUCAGGGGAACUUACGAUUACCAGUACGAAAAGUGGGGAUACGAAGCACAGCCAAGAUUCUUCUGCCACUCAAAAAUUCGACUAUUCCAAUCAAUUAACGCCUGUGACGGUUGUGCCUCAAGUCAGUUCGACGAAUGUUCCUGAAGUUUACCAUGUCCAAAGUGAAGGUGGUGGCGCAAACACCUAUAAAAUCUCUUUCUGGUCAGUUAUAUUAGCUCUAGUUGUUGUGUUCGAGUUUUGA